CAAGCCUUUUCCGCUAGUCUCCCCCCUCUAGCCCACAGUCUCGCUGCCCUGAGCCUCCCGUGCCGGCGGGCCGGCCGGGCGGACAGGAGAGCGCGCGGGGGGCGCGCGGGGGGGCGGGGGGAGUUCCGGUUCCGGUUCUUUGUGCAGCUGCAGCAGCGGCUCCGGGAAAGAUGGCGGCCCGGGCGGGUUUCCAGUCCGUGGCUCCGAGCGGCGGCGCCGGAGCCUCAGGAGGGGCGGGCGCGGCGACUGCCCUGGGCCCGGGCGGGACACCGGGGCCUCCGGUGCGAAUGGGCCCGGCGCCGGGUCAAGGGCUAUACCGCUCCCCGAUGCCUGGAGCGGCCUAUCCGAGACCAGGUAUGCUACCAGGCAGCCGAAUGACACCUCAGGGACCUUCCAUGGGACCCCCUGGCUAUGGGGGGAACCCUUCAGUCCGACCUGGCCUGGCCCAGUCAGGGAUGGACCAGUCCCGCAAGAGACCUGCGCCUCAGCAGAUCCAGCAGGUCCAGCAGCAGGCGGUCCAAAAUCGGAACCACAAUGCAAAAAAAAAGAAGAUGGCUGACAAAAUUCUACCUCAAAGGAUUCGUGAACUGGUACCAGAAUCCCAGGCCUAUAUGGAUCUCUUGGCUUUUGAAAGGAAACUGGACCAGACUAUCAUGAGGAAACGGCUAGAUAUCCAGGAGGCCUUGAAACGUCCCAUCAAGCAAAAACGGAAGCUGCGAAUUUUCAUUUCUAACACUUUCAAUCCGGCUAAGUCAGAUGCUGAGGAUGGGGAAGGGACGGUGGCCUCCUGGGAACUUCGGGUAGAAGGACGGCUCCUGGAGGAUUCAGCUUUGUCCAAAUAUGAUGCCACCAAACAAAAGAGGAAGUUUUCUUCUUUUUUUAAAUCCUUGGUGAUCGAACUGGACAAAGACCUGUAUGGACCAGACAACCAUCUGGUAGAAUGGCACAGGACCGCCACUACCCAGGAGACGGAUGGCUUCCAGGUGAAGCGGCCGGGAGAUGUGAAUGUACGAUGUACUGUCCUGCUGAUGCUGGAUUACCAGCCUCCUCAGUUUAAAUUAGACCCUCGUCUGGCUCGGCUUCUGGGCAUUCACACCCAGACCCGUCCGGUGAUCAUUCAAGCACUGUGGCAAUAUAUUAAGACACACAAGCUCCAGGACCCACAUGAGCGGGAGUUUGUCAUUUGUGACAAGUACCUCCAGCAGAUCUUUGAGUCUCAACGUAUGAAGUUUUCAGAGAUUCCCCAACGGCUCCAUGCCUUGCUUAUGCCCCCUGAACCCAUUAUCAUUAAUCAUGUCAUCAGUGUUGACCCGAAUGAUCAGAAAAAGACAGCUUGUUAUGACAUUGAUGUGGAAGUGGAUGAUACCUUGAAGACCCAGAUGAAUUCUUUUCUGCUGUCUACUGCCAGCCAGCAGGAGAUUGCUACUCUAGACAACAAGAUCCACGAGACAAUAGAAACUAUCAAUCAGCUGAAGACCCAGCGGGAGUUCAUGCUGAGCUUUGCCAGAGACCCUCAGGGUUUCAUCAAUGACUGGCUUCAGUCCCAGUGCCGGGACCUCAAGACCAUGACUGAUGUGGUGGGUAACCCAGAGGAGGAACGCCGAGCAGAGUUCUACUUCCAGCCUUGGGCCCAGGAGGCUGUGUGUCGAUAUUUCUACUCCAAGGUGCAACAGAGACGACAAGAAUUAGAGCAAGCCCUGGGAAUCCGAAAUACAUAGGGCUUCUCCCACAGCCCUGAUGGUGGCUGCACCGAUUUCUUUAUUUGGGCCCUGUGCUGCCUGCCUCAGAGCACCUGCCUUGGUCUUGCUUGGGGCUUUCCAGGGGAUGCUGUCGGUUCUAGGACAACACCAGAAUGAAGAGGGUCUCGUGUGACACCGGCUAGCCUCUUCUCCCACCCCACCCCUUCCUAUCCCCAGCUUCCCUUUGCCCCACAAAGUUCCCGUGUGCCUCUCCCCUCCCCUGGUCUGCGUAGGACCUCUAGAUAGUAUUAGAGAGAGAACCUGUAGUGGUAAUCAGUGCAUUGAAUGGAUUGGGCCUAAGGCCAAGUGGUCUUCAAGGGGACCAGCUACACUGAUCCUGCCCUUCAGAGACCCGGGAGUUGGGAGCGGUAGCCCCUUCUCCAUGACUCAGGCCUGGGGGCACUCUAUAAGCUAGUUGAUCUUGGCUCUCCUGAUAACAGAAUCCAGUUUCCUUCCUUCCCUCCACAGGUUUGGAGCAAACUCUCCCUUCACUUGUUGCCCUCUAGCACUAAAGGAACCCUGGCUCUCAGGCUCUACUGAGCCCCAGGUCAGUCCGCAGCCCUCCCGAUGGGCCUGCUGUCUCAGUGCUUCUCCCCUCCCUCACAGGGGGUCCACAUCAGUAUUAGAGUUUGUUCUCGUAGUAUUGCUCCCUCCCAGCACACUCCUUGUAGCUGCUGUUGAGGAUUCCCUCCUGUUUGUCCUGACCGAGGGCACUCGGGUAGGGGAAUCUUGCCUUUCCGUCAGAGCCCCAGGGACCUCACCUAGGGUGCCGUCAUUGCCAGUGGAGGCUGUUCCUUUCUGCUGUAGCGUGGAGGUGUGAUUCAUUCAUUCACUCCACCCUGCCUCCCCCAUCCCUUCAUGGAGAAACAGGCCUGCGAUCAAACGGGUAAAAGCCCUGGGCCGUCCCUGUCUUCCUGUACCUUGUCUGCCCAGUUGACACCCGCUGGUGACUGCUGGGGCACUGAGGAGUGAACGCGCCUGGGGCUGCAGAGAGCGCUGACUUGAGUUUGUGACUCUUCCCUCUCCCUGCCUCACAGGAUUGUGACUCCCCAGCCCCCGCCCUCAAAGCUUCAGACCCCUCAGGUAGCAGCAGGACCUUGUUGUGCGAUCUUGGCCCCUUGGAACUGAGAUGGUUUUGCAUCUUUCCAGGAGAGCCUCAAAUUCUUCCAGGUUGUAUCACCCCCGAGUUAGCAUAUCCCAGGCUCGCAGACUCAACACAGCAGGGUGGGAGACAGCUGGGCACAGAGGGGGAAUUCCGUUCGGCAUGGGCUGUAAACCUGCAGAACUGACAAAGCCCCUGCUUCCCCACCCCCUCCUCAGGCUCCUGCGAGCACACCCCCCAGCCCUGUAUCCCUGCCUGUUCCAUGCUGGGGACAGCAGGGUUCUCUCCCCAUCUUCUCCUUCCAGUCAUGAAUCACCCCCCUCCCUGAAAGGUUCUCCCCACAGUGACACUGGACAACCUCUGUCCCUGGGGCUGGAACCAUGAGAAGGAAGCUCAGCACUCCUAGUGUCCCUGUUGAAGAUAACUGUUUUUAUUAACUGAAUUAUUAUGUUUUUUUCAUGGACCAAAAUUUUUUUUGUACUGCCCCCUUAUCAAUGUCACCCAGUUUUAAUAAAAGAAUCUUCUGAAGAA
Odocoileus virginianus texanus is the source of this 3372-nucleotide messenger RNA. RefSeq names its product SWI/SNF related BAF chromatin remodeling complex subunit D1 (gene SMARCD1). Gene Ontology annotation, molecular function: transcription coregulator activity. Gene Ontology annotation, biological process: regulation of transcription by RNA polymerase II. Lineage: Eukaryota; Metazoa; Chordata; Mammalia; Artiodactyla; Cervidae. The record is from RefSeq and is a predicted model, not a curated record. Gene Ontology annotation, cellular component: nucleus; SWI/SNF complex.